AUGGAAUCUACACAUAAACAAGGUGGGAGCAACGAAUACUGUCAUGGUCUUGUCACUCCCCAAAUUAUGUUUACUGCCAACACCAAUUUCCCGACGGAAGGAAUUGUCGCGGCUGACAACGACAACGAAAACGACUCUCCGAAAGGACUAGUUGAUGCAUCCAGCAAACUAAUCCACGAGGACGACCGAAUGUGUGAAUACUUGCUUGCCUCGGGAGGACAAUCCGUCUUGAUUAUGGCAAUCACAAAGCGGAGUGACAUCAAGGAAAUCCACGGAAAACUGACCUCCUGCAUGGCUUCAUGUUGCCGUCGGGCACAAAAGAACAGCAAGAAUGAUAUCCUGGCUUCCCUUUCAAGCGAAGGGAUGGCUCAUGGCUGA
This is a messenger RNA of Seminavis robusta, 378 nucleotides long. The record is from the annotation of a GenBank genome assembly. Lineage: Eukaryota; Bacillariophyta; Bacillariophyceae; Naviculales; Naviculaceae.